Molecule: messenger RNA, 3455 nt
Organism: Struthio camelus australis
Lineage: Eukaryota; Metazoa; Chordata; Aves; Struthioniformes; Struthionidae
Source: RefSeq, a predicted model, not a curated record
GCCGUUUGUAUGCAAUGCAAACAGGGAUGAAGAUUGAUAGUAAAACCCCAGAAUGCCGUAAAUUUUUAUCCAAACUUAUGGAUCAGUUGGAAGCUAUGAAAAAGCAAUUUGGUGAUAAUGAAGCUAUUACUCAGGAAAUUGUUGGUUGUGCUCAUGUGGAAAAUUAUGCUUUGAAAAUGUUUUUGUAUGCAGACAAUGAAGACAGAGCUGGGCAGUUUCAUAAAAACAUGAUAAAGUCCUUUUAUACUGCAAGUCUUCUGAUAGAUGUUCUGACAGUAUUUGGGGAGCUCUCUGAAGAGAACGUUCAGCACAGGAAGUAUGCCAGAUGGAAGGCAGCAUACAUUCAUAACUGCUUAAAGAAUGGAGAGACUCCUCAGCCCGGACCUAUUGGAAUGGAAGGAGAAGGCUUUGCAGAUGCCGAAAAAGAAGAAGCAGGCUCAUCUUCUCUCCAUAGCGGAACAGCUCAACCAUCAUCGUCAUCUACCUAUGAAGCAAACAACAUACCAACUAGUAAUUACACUGGCAUACAUAUACCACCAGGUGCCCAUGCCCCAGCCAACACUCCGGCUGAAGUACCUCAUAACACAGGUGUGACAAGUAAUACCAUUCAGCCUUCUCCACAGAGUAUUCCUCUAGUAGAUCCUUCCCUUUACAGUGCUCAGUCUGCAGGGGAAGUCCGUUUGACUCCAGAGGACUUUGCCAGAGCUCAGAAAUAUUGCAAAUAUGCUGGCAGUGCUUUGCAGUAUGAAGAUGUGAGCACUGCUGUUCAGAAUCUACAGAAGGCCCUCAAGUUACUGAUUACAGGCAGAGAAUGAAGCCUUUGUCCAACAGAUUUGUGUCUUUUGCCUAAAGAACUAACAGUUUAUUAUUGUACCUGUUAGGGGAAUGGAGUUACACAAAAGUUCUUAAUCCCAUUGCCCAUGACAGUGAAAUCACUGUUUCAGUGUCACAUUACCAAUUAAUGGUACAGUAGGAAUCUCAAACAGUUUUCAUUUUCCACUCAGUGGAACUAGAAAUAUAUGGAUGCAGUGGAUUGAUAUAAGCAAAAAUUGAAGAAUGUACUGUGAACACUGCUCAAGAGUUAGAAUUCACGUUGCAAUAUUUAGACUACUGGAGAGGGAAAAUGCUGAAUCUGUAAAACCAUGAACAGAAGAGUGUUCUGUUAAAAUUCUGAGUCUGUUUUUAUUAUUUUGAACAAAUAUUUAAUAAGUAUAAUAGCUUUAAAAUGGUAACUAAGAUUAGAGCUUUCCUUCUGAAAUGAGAGCACGUGAGAGGACUGACAGAUCCACAAUGGAAAGAAUUUAUUUCAGUGUGUAAAUUAUUUGGGUAUCAUCUGAGAUCCAAGUCAACAUUUAUGUUUAGUUUUAAAAUAUGCUGGAAAUCCAUCUCUUGAUACUUCAGGUGGAGUCAUUUUGAUGGUGUUCUGACCCUGUUCCCCACAAUGCUGUGGACUGCAGCGUACCAGUAUACCAGUCUUGCUCCUUUUGCAUGAACGUUUAAAAUUUUGUAUAUGUAUGGGUAGUUAAGAGGAAAUACUGAUAUUAAUCAGAGAUGAUCCUGAAACUAGAAGAGAGAUUCUAGAUUAUAUGAACUUUCAGGGAGAUUUACUUCAUAGUUGUUCCAUCUCUUUAAUAGGCUGAAUCAUAGAGCAGUUCUUCAACCAUUAUUGUAGCGUAGGUUCAUCUCUAGUACUAGUGUCAUAGAGCUUGGUAUUUCCAGCCGGCAUUCUUCCCUGCCUGCUUUGUUGUGGAGACUUUUUGGGCGUCGGAAUUAAAGUGUCUUGGAAACAGAAUUUCGGGUCUUUAUAAGGUCUAUCCCUGCAAUUAUAGAGCUCUUGGUUGUUAAAAAUCGAUCCAUGCUGUUUUUAAAAAAAAAAAAAAAAAAAAAAGGCAAGCCUUUUUACUAGUGUGAACUAAUGAGUAUAUCCUAAAGCAUGUCUGAUUUGUGUAAUAUAUUUUAACAUCAGGUUAUCUGGUAUGUCUUUCAUUCCAAGUCUCCAGAUGAAAUGUAUGUAUCUUUUAUAGCUGCACUGUUUUCCAGUGACUAAAAUAUACCUGAUAUUUAAUGCAAAAAGAGGAGGAAAAGAAAACCAAACAAACAUAUAACGAUGCAUUAAAAUCACCUGUUCAUAUCCUGUUAAGAGAGCAGAAUCUGUUUAACAGCAAGUUUGAAAAGGUUAGUAUGAAAUGUAUUAAUCUAUCAUAGUACAUUUUAGCUGAGCAACAUUUAAUAGAUAAAAGAGAUCUAGUAUUAUUUUUGUUUUGUUUUAUGCUGUGGGAACGUAUGCUAAUCUGGACAGUAGUUUGAAUUAGAUUUGCAUUGGUUUAGGAAGUUAAGAAUUUUAAACAUUUUGGACAGUAAUGCUCUAUAACCUUGGGCAGUGAACCUGUGUUUUAUACAGUGCUUCGUACAAGUUAAAUCCUUCAGUUAGCUUCAGCAUCAAACUGAUUUACUGUAAAUUCUUCCAUUUAUAUUAUUGUGGGGUUGUACGGUGAUUUGAAAAGCUGCUUUUCGGGUAAGAGGAGGGUGGAGGACGUUCCUCCAUGUAGAAAUUUAUAUUGCAUUGCUAUAAAAAUCAUGACUUCCUUUCCUUUGUGGAGUUUCAGUCCCCAAUACCUGAAGGAGAAAGGUCAAUUUUGCUGUUUCUAUUUAUAAAAUAAUUAAAAGAACUUAUGGGCUUUUGUAUUACACAAAAAAAAAAAGCAAGAUGUGAUAUUAACUGUAUCAAUUAGAAGCUUUUCAAUUACAAUUGUUUUUUUUUUCUUGGUGAUUAAGUGAUGUGAUAAGUAAAUAAGAAGGCUGCAAACUAAAUUUAAGUAUUUCUUAAAGAGUAUAACAGAUUGUCUGUUGGUCAUGUUUAUGUUCAACCUCUAGAAAACCAGAGAAUCAUCAGUGAAAAAGCCAUAAGCAGUUUGAGUGAACACUUACAGAUGUGUAAUUUUCCUGUGUCUAGAAAAAAUAAAACAACUGUCACUGAAUGGAAUGGAGAUGAAAAUCCUUAUACAGAAGUUUAAGAAUUUCAUGGAGAAGCUAUCAGGGUGUUCUUUCUGAAAAUGAAUUUUUUAGAGAAUUUGCCAUAUGAAAUUCUCAUGAACUCUAGAAAAUUAAAGAUACCCCAGUGCUAACCUCCAGGCCAUGAUGUCUGAAUUAGCAUAUUGAAGAAUUUUUUUUGCGUAAAAUUAUUUUGUCCUGAUCAUAUUUUUUAAUUAGUAGUUUUAUGAAACAGUUCACCAUGCCAUGUUUGAAGCCAGCUCUUUAAGCUCCUAGCAUUUCAUGCGACGUAAUUCCUUAGGUUUUCUAUGGAUGCCGAAACAAUUUGUGCCAUUCUGUUCGACUUUGUUUAGAGUUCUAGGUUACAUAGUUUAAAGUAUUUGUUGCAGUUGAUUCAGCUUGGAGAAAAGACCCAGUGUUUGUAAUAUUUUGCUCUGUGAAUAAACACUUUCUUUUUGAAUAUU